Molecule: messenger RNA, 1446 nt
Organism: Lepisosteus oculatus (spotted gar)
Lineage: Eukaryota; Metazoa; Chordata; Actinopteri; Semionotiformes; Lepisosteidae
Source: RefSeq, a predicted model, not a curated record
AUGACGGACUGGCUGUUCCCUCUCGAAACCGAGCUGCAGUCCUUCACGGAGGUGCUGCUCAAGGCGAUCGUGUACGAGGUGUCGGACGUGUUCCGCAACAAGAUGUCCGACUCCGAGGACGCGUUUCGGGCCAGGCUCCACAGGCUUUCCCAGAUCCUGGCCCGGCGGGCCGUGUUUAAGAUAAUCAAGUUUGUCGAGGGCACUUUCGGGACGGAGAUUUUGCUCUUGAAGCAGGAGGUGGAGACCCUGCGGUCGAAGCUGCAGUUCUGCGAGACGGGAGGAGAUCGGGGACGGAUAGAGGGAUCCCCACGGAUGUAUCUCGGGUACACGCCUCCCUGUGAAGCCACGGGAGAAAUCAAAGAAGAAAUUCACGUCAAAUGGGAGCUGUCGGACGUCGUAGACACACGGUGCAUCGGCUGUGUUGAGGCGGAUCGAUAUGCAUUUCGGCACCUGCGCGUCCACACGGGCGAGCGGCCCUUCCGCUGCGCCCACUGCCCCACCAGCUUCAGCCAGUCCAGCAGCCUGAAGAGCCACCUGCGCGUCCACACGGGCGAGCGGCCCUUCGGCUGCGCCCAGUGCGGCAAGAGCUUCAACGACCCCAGCACCCUGCGCACCCACCGGCGCAUCCACGCCGGCGAGCGGCCGUUCGGCUGCGCCCAGUGCGGCAAGGGCUUCAGCCAGGCCAGCACCCUGCGCGCCCACCUGCGCGUCCACACGGGCGAGCGGCCCUUCGGCUGCGCCCAGUGCGGCAAGAGCUUCGGCGACCCCAGCACCCUGCGCAAGCACCGGCGCAUCCACACGGGCGAGCGGCCCUUCCGCUGCACCCAGUGCGGCCGCGGCUUCUGCCAGUCGGGCAGCCUGACCACCCACCUGCGCGUCCACACGGGCGAGCGGCCCUUCGCUUGCGGGGCCUGCGGGAGGGGCUUCACCACCUCGAGCAGCCUGAGGAGCCACCACUGCGCCGGGGCUGAGCCGCCCGCCGCCGUCGUGAUCGCCUAGGAUUCUGGGAAGGGCCGGGCUGGCGUCUCUGUUCUAGAGAGCCGCCGUCGAGGGGGGAAGGAGGGGGAGGGGGAGACCAGAGUUACCUGGUCGGCACGAGACGGCGACGAUCACUUGACCAGGGUGUCAUGAGCUACCGAGGAGCUGGCUGGAACUGGUGGGGGGGGGGUGUUAAGCGUUUGGCGUCCGGGCGCUGCAGAACGAGCACUCCGCCUGACCGCCCACUGGGGCUCGGCCAUCGGGGCACGUGACGAUCCGCGCUCCUCGUGCGGACACACGCCGACGGAACCCCGAGGACUCCCCCGCCCCUCCUUAGGCGAGAGCCAUCGACUCCGCUGCUUGUGCCAGCGCCAGCUGCCCUAUCGCCCUGCGGCUCCCAGCUGGCAGCCCCGCCCCCCCCCCCACUGGAGCUCAGCAGGUGUGAGCCUGGUCAGUACCUGGAGGGGA